Messenger RNA from Engraulis encrasicolus (European anchovy), 786 nucleotides. Its product is annotated as homeobox protein Nkx-6.3-like. Gene Ontology annotation, biological process: regulation of transcription by RNA polymerase II; cell differentiation. The transcript has 3 exons. Lineage: Eukaryota; Metazoa; Chordata; Actinopteri; Clupeiformes; Engraulidae. Gene Ontology annotation, cellular component: nucleus. The coding region runs from base 1 to 696 and encodes 231 amino acids. Gene Ontology annotation, molecular function: DNA-binding transcription factor activity, RNA polymerase II-specific; RNA polymerase II cis-regulatory region sequence-specific DNA binding. The record is from RefSeq and is a predicted model, not a curated record.
AUGGGGGUCGGAGUCGGAGUCGGAGUGGGGGGGGCCGGGGCGCCUCUGCUCUCCGGGUAUCACCCCCCCAUGGGAGGCUUCUCCGCAGGCGUGCCCCCCCCACCGCCACCCCACGCCGUCUACUACAACAGAGAUUCGGGGUACCCCCCCCUGACGGGGUUUGCCAAGGGCCCCUCGGAGUGCGCGGCGCUGAAGGGUCGCCCGGCGAUCGGGGUCGGGGGGGUCGGGGGUUGCUGGGGCGAUCUCAGCUACGACUGCCGCGCCGGCCGACAAACAUGUGGGAACGGUGGCGUGAGUGUGAGCGAGGGCGUGGGGCGUAAGAAGCACACGAGGCCGACGUUUAGCGGACACCAGAUCUUCGCGCUCGAGAAAACCUUCGAACAGACCAAGUACCUGGCAGGACCUGAGAGGGCACGACUGGCGUACUCACUGGGGAUGACAGAGUCACAAGUCAAGGUGUGGUUCCAGAAUCGCCGGACUAAGUGGCGUAAGAAGAGCGCGACUGAGCCGAGUUCUACGCAGGGGGGCGUGUCUCGAGGGGAGGGGGGCGGGGCAGAGGGCGGGUCUGAUAACGAGGUGGAGGACGAGGAGUACAACAAGCCGCUGGACCCGGACUCAGACGACGAGAAGAUACGACAACUACUGAGGAAACACAGACGAGCCUUCUCAGUACUGAGACUGGGGCCGCACGUCUAGAGCACACACACACACACACACACACACACACACACACACACACACACACACACACACACAGCCAAGCAGUCUCAGUACUCAGACUGGGGC